AACCAUAAAGUAGAUUCAUGAACCUUGGCUGAAAAUGCAAGUGCAUCUGGCGGCUUUAUAUUUGCCAACUAUAUUUUUUAUAAGCAGCAAAUAACACCGGAUGUGUUAUUUUUUUUAUUCGGCCGACUUCAGAAGGCGUUCAGUUGCCCAACUCUCAUAAUGUCCUUUAAAAAUAAAAAUCUGGCUGCACUGUGAACACAAAAUCAGUGAGCACAUAUGGGUAUAAUUUGUGACAUUCAGCGAUGAGUCAUAGUAAAUUGUACUCCGAUUGGUUCCUAAAAAUGGAAGAUGGUUGAGUCAUUUGAAAAAUCCGAAGCCAAUUGUAUAUUCUUGCAUGAAUGCCACCAAUCAUGACAAGCAUGAAAAAAUGAAUGUAAAAUUGACACAGAUUGUCGCCGUCUUGACUGUUUCAUUCUAAUUUCGGCGUUAAGGGGAGGUGAGGCACGCUUGCAAAUUGCUACCGGCUCCUCCUACAACGUUCAUAGCUUGUCUUUGCUGGAACAUAGAUGAGCAGAGUAACGUAAUUUGUGACAACUAGCCAGAUACAUCUUUGCAUGCUGUAUAAAAUCCUGGAAAUUAUUUAAUGCACUAAUGAUUUAAUUCGUGAUUCGUUUACAUUCCGAUCGAUCAACACAAUAGUGAACAACUCCGGGAAUACUGAAGAGAGACGCGACAUUCAAUCAGUAAACAAGACCCUUCUUCUUUUGCAAGUAGCUACAUACAGUGUGAUCAUAUGCUUGCUUCAUAUUGGCUUUUGUAAAGUCCGUAGAACGCAGCUCCGACGAAUACAAGACCGGCACUUAGAGUAUUUAUUAAAGAUGGCAAAGGCAGACUACCGCAUGGGGCACAGGGACAGCUCGGAUCAGAACUUUGACUACAUGUUCAAGUUGCUGAUCAUUGGAAACAGCAGUGUGGGCAAAACCAGCUUUUUGUUCAGAUAUGCUGACGACUCCUUCAACAACUCCUUUGUCAGUACCGUGGGCAUUGACUUCAAAGUGAAGACUGUCUACAGGAAUGACAAAAGGGUGAAGCUUCAGAUCUGGGACACGGCCGGUCAGGAGCGCUACAGAACCAUCACCACCGCCUACUACAGGGGAGCCAUGGGCUUCAUCCUCAUGUAUGACAUCUGCAACGAGGAGUCCUACAACGCUGUGCAGGACUGGGCCACCCAGAUCAAAACAUACUCCUGGGACAAUGCUCAGGUGAUCUUGGUGGGGAACAAGUGUGACAUGGACAGUGAGAGGGUGGUGUCCCCAGAGAAGGGCAAGCACCUGGCUGACCAACUGGGUUUUGAAUACUAUGAGGCAAGUGCCAAGGAGAACAUCAAUGUUCGACAGGUUUUCGAGCGGCUGGUUGACAUCAUUUGUGUGAAGAUGUCUGAGAGAGUGGACACAGAACCACCCAUGGUCACUGGAGCCAAGAACACCCGGCUCACCGACAAGCCGACCAACCUGCCUCAGAACUGUAACUGCUGAUCCUGCCAUUGCCAGUAUCACCCCCAUCCCUCCCAUCUUCUCCUUCCCCUCCUGACUUUCACCCCAAUCAAUGCUCUUGGUGUCACAUGCCACUGGUCCAAUUCAUUCACCCAAGAUGAAGUUUUCAUCAUUCACCUCUCACAUCCUGCUCUUGUGGGUUCAGCAUGACCUCUCACCUCUCACCUCUGACCCUGGUUCCUAGGCCAGGGAACUCUAAGCAGGGUACAUAGCCAAGCACAGCACUGCCUCUAUUCAAGCACAACAGUGUGUUCAAUUGCCUAAAAACAUGACAACGGCUGUUGGAAUCACAGGUUCACAGGUGUGAAGAGAUAUCUGCAUUCCCAUGUGUGAUGUCAAUACAUCCAUUCUUAGAAAAGAAGCUGGUUACUUUUUAAUCUUUUCUCACUCAUUCAUGUCUAACAGAAGGCAUUUUCAGCAUUAAGUGUUGGAUACUAUGAGGUGAGGAAGAAAGAUUAAAUCAGUAUUUGCUUAUCGCACAGUAUAAGUUCUUAUGACUUGAAGUACUGUGUGAUACAUGAAUGGAAAGAGCAAAAAGAUCUGAAUGACAGACAGAGUUAAGAGGUGGAGCACUCAGUACUGUGUACCAAAGCGUACAGUGGGGGUGUCACAGGAAGAGUAAAAUAAGAGCAGACUGCUAUACAAUUGCAGAAACAACAGGGUGUAAAAUUGAACAAUCUUUCCCAAAAAUGUGCUUUCCUUUUUGUGCAAUGCAACUAUCUCUUCCGGUGGGCACAAAGAGUCAAGUAUGCCAACCCUAGCCAAUUGGGUAUUCAGGGCGCAUUUGACGUGUUGGCAUUAGGUGCUGCGUUCAGAGUUCAUUCCGUAAUUUCAGAACCAUGUUGGCACAGCAACAAGGGACUAUUCUGAUUUAUGGGUCACUUUGUAUACAUUUACCUUAAUGUUAGGUUUGAUGAGUCAAUAUAUUGUCUCGUAAGUGUCCUGUUUACAGUGAGAAACCAGUAGUAACAUGAAUGUGUCUUUCAUAGGAGAGCACCACUGUGUAUCUGGCUGGAGUAUGUGUGUAGGUGUGUGCGUAUGUGAGUGUAUACACAGUAUACUUUUGUGAAACUGUGUCAAGUAUGAAACGCUCAGUUUAAAUAUCAAUGAUACAUAUUUUUGUGGGUUUAUGUAAGUAGCAAAAACAGUUAACUUAUGGUUGAAAAGUAUGUAUACUCUUAGCAGUGCACUUAUAAAGAUCAAAUAACCGUUUUAAGAAUACAGUAAAUGCCGGAUGCAACAUAUUGUUCAAUAUAGCCAUAAGUAAUAGAGUGUGGAUAUUUUGCAAAUUGGACACCACUAACACUGAAUGAGUAUUGCCAAAUUUUCUAACAAUUAGUAAAAUGCUUUUUUGAAAGAGUAGUCAUCCCACCACCAGAUACAAUGUUCUAUGAGUUCAUACUGAAUAUAUAUAUGUAUAUGUAUGUGUGUUAAUUAUGAGGCUAUUUAUGAUCAUAUAUUGUUGUAAUUGUUUUAUAAGUGAAUUUAAAAUUUAAUAGUUAGAACCUAUGAUGCUGUAAAGUACAUAUUUAUUUUUAUUAUUUAAAUCUGAUGAAAACAGAUGUAGAGUACGGUAUGUGUUGUUGGUUUACGUCAGUGACCAUGGUAACAGACAGAAACAGCUAAAGCACAAAAUGUAUGAUGCUGUGUAAUCAGCUUGUUGCCUCUGAUGCGUUUUGGUAAAAUAAAAAGCACAAAGCUCUACUUUAA
Molecule: messenger RNA, 3203 nt
Organism: Anguilla rostrata (American eel)
Lineage: Eukaryota; Metazoa; Chordata; Actinopteri; Anguilliformes; Anguillidae
Gene: rab3b
Product: RAB3B, member RAS oncogene family
Exons: 5
Coding region: 819-1475 (218 amino acids)
Biological process (GO): protein localization to plasma membrane; protein secretion; regulation of exocytosis
Cellular component (GO): synaptic vesicle; endosome; plasma membrane
Molecular function (GO): GTPase activity; myosin V binding; GTP binding
Source: RefSeq, a predicted model, not a curated record